Molecule: messenger RNA, 969 nt
Organism: Meloidogyne enterolobii
Lineage: Eukaryota; Metazoa; Nematoda; Chromadorea; Rhabditida; Meloidogynidae
Source: the annotation of a GenBank genome assembly
AUGAAAUGUUUGACUACAAAAUUAGAGAAAAAACCAGCAUCUUCACAGAUUUUUGGAGAUGGCGAAGAUUUGUUGGUUGGCACUUACCAAUUAAAUUCUAAUAUAAAUUCUGUUUCAUCCUAUGCUGGCGAAUUAUUUGUAAUUAGAACUAAGGAUUUGACUGUAAAAUGUAGCCUUGACUUGGGUGCUGGUAUUUUCCGGUUCAUUUUGGACAAUGAUAAGUGUGUGCUUUCACUUACGGAUGGACGACUUGUUAUAGUAGAGUAUAACAACGAGAAUUUAUUCUCUACUGCACAAUUCAAAGUCUGCUCUCAAAUGUUGCUAGAUUGUUCUGUUUUAAAUGAUCGAAUACUUUCUACAAAUACAAAGGGUCAAAUAUUUUUAGUUAAUGUUGAAGAUGGUUCUUUUGUUUCUAAUUGUGGACAUAAGUCAAAAUAUGGAUUAGAGGAAUGUGAAGUUUGGUGUUGCUCAUGGAUAAACGAACAAAUUUUUGCGACCGGUGCAGAAGAUGGAAUUUUGAAAAUUUGGGAUUUGCGUUGUACUUUUAGUUCAGGCGAGCAACAAAAGAUUGAGCACUCUGCUGGUGUUACUUCUUUAUAUAAAUUGAAUGAUGAUUAUCAAAUUAUGUCAGGUUCAUAUGACGACAAUUUAAGGUUAUUUGAUUGGAGAAAUUUAAAUAAACCACUUUCGAUUUUGAAGUUAAAUGGUGGAAUCUGGGAAGUUACUCCAAUUGAAAAUGAUUAUUUUAUUUUGGCUUGUAUGUAUGGAGGUGCAAGUAUUAUUCAAAAAUCUACCAAUUCAACAUUAAAUCUUGUCCACUCUUGGCAAAGUAAUAAUCCAACAGAUCUUUGUUAUAGUGCUAAAGCAAUUCCAAUUGAAGAAGAUGAAAUAAAAUUAAAAAUAUUUACAUGUUUUUUUAAUGAUUAUUCUGUUAGAAAAGAAUUAAUUAAAAUUAAAAGAAAUUUUUAA